Messenger RNA from Effrenium voratum, 2733 nucleotides. NCBI's taxonomy places the organism in Eukaryota, Dinophyceae, Suessiales, Symbiodiniaceae. The record is from the annotation of a GenBank genome assembly.
GCUUUGACUGAGCUCCUUGAACUGACGGAGCAGAUCUCGGGCCCUCGAGUCAUACCGUACAGGAGGCUCUAUUUUGAGAGUCAAACUUUGGCGUUGAGUGACAUGAAGCAGCGGCUGGAGAGAAGAGAUGAUCAGGCGCCUCGGAAAAUGUGCCUGCCCGAGCGGGUUCAGCGUUUGAAGUUGGCCCGAGAUGAGCUGACAGGAAUCACCAUUGACGCGGCGUUCGAGCCGUCUCAUCGGCUCACGGACAUUUGUCUUCAGCAGUGUGAGGACCAAUCUAUUUCCUACAUCGAGCUGCACGACUGUACAAGCAGGGAGUGGGAAAUAAGCAACAGGAAGCGUGAUUCGGCUAUUGAGUUUCAAGUUGAUGAGGAGCAGCGAGUUCAUCACGAGCCGACCGGAGAGCACAAGAUCCGCACUGCCAUGCUGAGGAGGGCUCUGGCUUACCACUUGGUGGGCGCUGCAUCGUAUCAGGUUUUGGAACGAGCGAUUACGAAACUCUUCUCUUACCUGAGCCGCGAACCUGUUCGGGGAUUCAGAGCCGUCUCCUUGCAGCAGAUUGUAUUUGCAGAGAAACAGAUGUGGAUUGAGGCUUCGUUGGCAACGGUGGGAAAGGUCCUAGACACUGCCGCGCCUAAGCCUCUGAACGAGGCAAUUACUGCCGCCAUGGACUCCCCGGAGGUGACGCAGGGCGAGGGGCUCAGCGUCCGAACUCAGUGCUAUGAGUUUCACUUACCGUUCGAUUGGCGGCAGAUGAAGCCAGUGGAUUGGAGUCAGCCGGUGGACCAACUUUUUGCAGUAGAGUUGUUCGCGGGCACCGCCGGUCUGUCGGCUGAGAUGCAACGCCAACAUUUUCAGGUUUUGCCCAUUGACCACAGCAGGUCCCGAGGGCCCAAGGUCAAGUUAGUGCUUCUGGACGUGACCAAGCCGCAGCAGUUUCAGAUUUUAUUGCAGUUGCUCAUGACGGCCAACGUUGCAUAUUUCCAUGCGGCUCCGCCCUGUGGUUUCGCUGGCGAGAAGCGGGCGGCCCGGGCCUGGGGCAUUGUCUCGAUGCCCCCUCUGGUGUCAGAAUUUGCCAUGAUUGCGGAUGUGGAGCUCGACUCAGCAGCUCAGGCAGGCUGGGUAAAGAUGGGGCCGAAGCUCACCAACUUCAAGAGGCGUUUGAGCCUGGCGAAGAUCAAGCGGCUGAGGAUCCAACUGGCUGCCGAAGAAGUCAAAUUGCAUGCGAAGUUGGAUCCGGACGUGGAAUGUAUUUUGCAGGGCAAGAACUUGUUAUUGUGGAAGAAGCUGCUUGAGGAGAUGCCUCAUGGAUACCAAGUGCCGAACAUGUCCGAGCGCGAAGUUCAAGCCAAGGCUCACUGGUGGAGACGUGCGUCAGUUGCAAAGUGCCAGGAACGUGACCCUGAGCUUGAUGCUGAGCUGUGGCAACAGACUCUGCUGGAGGUCGAGAAGGGUUGGUUGCAAGGGCCGUUCUCCGAAGAGGAGGUGACUGCGCUGGUGGGGACAUCCAGCUGGCUGGCAACACGGAGGUUCCCUUUGAGGCAAAAGACGAAGGUCCGUAUCAUAGAUGAUGGGCUGGAGUCUGGCUUGAAUGCUUCAUAUUCGACCCCGAAUAAGCUGCGGUUGCACGACCUGGACACUUUGACGGCUUUAGCGCUGCUCAUUCGAAGGUGCCUGGCAGGGAAGGGACGGCAGACAGUUGCUAUGGCAGAUGGCUCGCUGCGAACGGCAGAGCUGGCAGCUGACUGGCCGGCCGAGGUAGAUCUGCUGGGAAGAUGCCUGGACUUGACAGACGCCUACAAACAACUUGCGGUGGACCCCAAGGAGGCCUGGAGCCGCGUGUUGGUGGCCUAUGAUCCUGAGAGAAAGGAGCCCAGGUUUUUCUUGACGCGGGCUUUGAUGUUCGGGAGCUCAGCCAGCGUUUACUCGUUCAACAGGGUGUCGAGAAGCCUUUGGCAUCUGGGACAGUUUUUCUUGUGGCAAUGGAGCACAAACUACUACGAUGAUUAUCCCUCUAUAGAGACGCGUGAGACGGCGGGCUCGGCCAGGGAGACCAUGGAGGGAUUGCUAGAAGAGCUUGCAAAAGAGGGCAAGAAGGCAAAACCUUACUGCGACUCCUUUGAGGUGCUGGGCGUUGUGUGCUCUUUGAGGGGCACCUCGGUUUCCUUGGCCAACAAACCCAGCCGUGUGGAGGCGAUACGCGAACAGCCUAUUCUAGUUUUCACUGAUGGUGCUUUUGAACCGGAUGCUGAGCAGAAGUAUGGGGCAGGAGCGGUGUUGUGGGACACCGCCAGCCAGAGGGGUUCUUCGCACAGCGUGGUGGUGCCUCCGGAUCUGGUGGCUGCUUGGCAAAGUGCGGGCAAACGCCAACUCAUCAGCGAACUGGAAAUGCUGCCAGUGCUUUCAGUGUGUGAGUCGGCUGCAGACAUGCUGUGGAGAAGACGAGUGCUCCUUUUUUGCGACAACAACGGUGUUAGGCAGAUGCUGGCCAAAGGCAAUACCCCUUGCCCGGGACUUUUUGCCAUGCUGGCCCUCGUUCACAGAGCGCUGGCCAAGGCGGAGUGCUUGCCGUGGUUUUGCAGAGUGCCUUCAAAGUCAAAUCCCGCCGACGGGCCUUCGAGAAACUAUUGGCAAGAUGAGGUUCCGGAUUUCACAAUACCGCCUGCCUUAGUCAGUGCACUGCUGUCCAGGCAGACUUUUCUGAGUUUCCUGAAUGCAGAGUCGACUCUGUGA